Messenger RNA from Microthlaspi erraticum, 1380 nucleotides. The record is from the annotation of a GenBank genome assembly. NCBI's taxonomy places the organism in Eukaryota, Viridiplantae, Streptophyta, Magnoliopsida, Brassicales, Brassicaceae.
AUGAUGAUGUUAUGGAGACAGGCUCGUGUCUUGGAGACAGGUACUCUUAGAACUGAUCUCCUCUGUAGCCUUUCUAGCUUCUUGUCUUGCUGCGAAAGAAGAGACUUUUCUGGUAUCAGCGAUGUGAAAGUCUGUUUCCGAGAGAGAUUGAGAAAUGGGAUUGCUGAUAUUAAGGCAGAUGAUGCUACUAGUCUGUUUCAAGAAAUGAUUGAAUCUCGUCCUCUACCUACAAUCAUUGAUUUCAGCAAACUGUUUAGUGGUAUCGCCAGAACAAGACAAUACGAUCUCGUGUUAGGUCUCUGCAAGAAGAUGGAACUGAGUGGGAUUGCGCAUAAUAUCUACACUUUGAACAUCAUGAUCAAUUGCUUUAGCCGGUGUUGUAAAACUUGCCUCGCUUUCUCUGUUUUGGGAAAAAUCUUGAAACUUGGGUAUGAGCCUGACACAACCACGUUCAACACUCUCGUCAAUGGACUCUGUCUUGAAGGUAAAAUGUCUGAAGCUGUGGUUUUAGCUGAUAAAAUGGUGGAAAACGGAUGUCAACCGGAUGUGGUUACUUACGGUUCGAUUGUAAACGGAAUAUGUAAAUCAGGAGAUACUUCUUCUGCCUUGGAUUUGCUCAGAGAGAUGGAAGAAAGAGAUAUUAAGGCAGAUGUGUUUACAUACACUACAAUCAUUGAUAGUCUUUGUAGAGAUGGAUCAAUGGAUGAAGCAACCAAGCUUUUCAAGGAAAUGGAGACGAAAGGGAUCAAAUCUACUGUUGUUACUUAUAACUCUCUUAUAGGAGGGUUUUGUAGAGCAGGUCAAUGGAAUGAUGGUGCAGAGUUGUUGAAAGACAUGAUGAGUAAGAAUCUCAUCCCUGACGUUGUCACUUUCAAUGUAUUAAUUGAUGUUUCUGCUAAAGAAGGCAAGCUUAAGGAGGCUAGAGAGUAUUACAACGAGAUGAUCACUAGAGGUGUAUCUCCUAAUGUUGUUACUUAUAAUUCCUUGAUUGGUGGGUUUUGCAUGCAGAAGCGGCUUGAUGAGGCUAACAAGAUGUUGGAUCUUAUGGUAAGGAGUCAUUGCAGUCCUGAUAUAGUGACUUAUAACAGUCUCUUGAAAGGAUAUUGUAAUGUGAAGAAGGUUGAUGAUGCGAUGAAACUCUUCCGUGAGAUUUCCGAGAGAGGAAUUGUUGCUGAUACGGUUGGUUAUAGCAUUCUUGUGCAAGGGUUUUGUGAAUCAGGGAGAGUCGAGAUCGCCGAGGAGCUUUUCCAAGAAAUGGUUACGGUUGGUGUUCUUCCUGAUGUUAUGACGUAUGGUAUAUUGCUUGAUGGGUUGUGUGGCAAUGGGAAGCUUGAAAAGGCGUUGGAGAUAUUUGAGGUUUUGGAAAAGACCCUUAUUUAA